This is a messenger RNA of Caenorhabditis remanei, 369 nucleotides long. RefSeq lists its product as uncharacterized. NCBI's taxonomy places the organism in Eukaryota, Metazoa, Nematoda, Chromadorea, Rhabditida, Rhabditidae. Gene Ontology annotation, cellular component: nucleosome. Bases 1 to 369 code for a protein of 122 amino acids. The transcript is spliced from 2 exons. The record is from RefSeq and is a predicted model, not a curated record. Gene Ontology annotation, biological process: nucleosome assembly. Gene Ontology annotation, molecular function: DNA binding; structural constituent of chromatin; protein heterodimerization activity.
AUGGCACCACCAAAACCGUCUGCUAAGGGAGCCAAGAAGGCGGCGAAGACCCAAAAGCCAAAGACUGACAAGAAGCGAAAGCACGCCAGAAAGGAGUCGUACUCGGUGUACAUCUACCGUGUUCUCAAGCAGGUCCACCCUGACACCGGAGUCUCCUCGAAAGCUAUGUCAAUCAUGAAUUCGUUCGUCAACGACGUCUUCGAGCGCAUCGCUGCCGAAGCCUCUCGUCUUGCUCACUACAACAAGCGUUCGACGAUCUCGUCUCGUGAAAUCCAGACGGCCGUUCGUCUGAUCCUUCCGGGAGAACUCGCCAAGCACGCCGUCUCCGAGGGAACCAAGGCUGUCACCAAGUACACCUCGAGCAAAUAA